AGAAGGGGAGAGAGAGAGGCGGCACGGGUCGUCAGCGUGGAGAGCGCCGAUAAAUGAAACGCGGCACUUCUUUUUAAUCCUUUUAUUUUCUCUCUUUCUCGUCUCUCUCUCUCUCUCUAAAUUCUACGCCUAUUUUUACCUGCGGCACAGGAACGGCUAGCUUCGAAUCAUCAACUAGUCCGUUGCCUCUCUCUUCUUUGAACCAUUUCUUCUUCCUCUUCUUCUAGGGUUACUCUGUGGUUUAGGGUUUCGAUUCAGGGAUUGAAAGGGAAGGGCAUCUUAGAGAAAUGGUAAAGGAAACAGAGUAUUACGAUGUGCUGGGAAUUAGCCCAACCGCUACAGAAGCAGAUAUCAAGAAAGCUUACUACAUCAAGGCAAGGCAGGUCCAUCCAGAUAAAAAUCCAAAUGAUCCUCUCUCUGCACAAAACUUUCAGGUUCUGGGCGAGGCUUACCAAGUUCUCAGUGAUCCAAAUCAGAGAGUAGCUUAUGAUGCUUAUGGGAAAUCAGGCAUUUCACAGGAAGCAAUUAUUGAUCCGGCAGCAGUGUUUGCGAUGCUCUUUGGGAGUGAGCUUUUUGAGGACUACAUAGGGCAGCUUGCAAUGGCUUCAAUGGCCUCACUUGAUCUGUUCGUAGAGGGUGAACAAGUCGAUGCCAAAAAAAUUCAAGAGAAAAUGAGGGUUGUACAAAAAGAAAGAGAAGAAAAACUUGCACAAAUAUUGAAAGACCGACUUAAUCAGUAUGUCCAAGGUGACAAGGAUGGUUUUAUUAGUCAUGCCCAGUCUGAAGUAACAAGGCUCUCUAAUGCAGCUUAUGGCGGUGAUAUGUUGAACACAAUUGGCUACAUAUAUGUCAGACAGGCAGCAAAAGAACUUGGGAAGAAAGCCAUAUAUUUAGGGGUUCCAUUUGUUGCUGAAUGGUUCAGAAAUAAGGGCCACUUCAUCAAAUCUCAAGUGACAGCUGCAACAGGUGCCUUUGCUCUGCUUCAGCUUCAAGAGGACAUGAAGCGGCAGCUUAGUGCAGAAGGGAACUAUACGGAGGAAGAACUCGAAGCAUAUUUGCAGUCUAAUAAGAAACUGAUGAUAGAUUCUUUGUGGAAGCUCAAUGUUGCUGAUAUAGAAGCUACUCUAUCCCGUGUUUGUCAAAUGGUGCUUCAAGACAACUCGGUCAAGAAAGAGGACCUUCGAGCUCGUGCAAAGGGCUUGAAAACUCUUGGAAAGAUAUUUCAGGGGGCAAAAUCAGCCAGUGGAAGCGAUGGAGAUGCUACACUGAGUAAUAGUGUCCCUAAGCUGAACGGACACACCAAUGAGGGCAGUUCCCCCGAUACAUCACCAAAGUCUCCACCUGGAACUUUUGCAUCUCCUCUUACGUCCCAGAGCCCAUAUGUGGAGGUGCCGCAGUUUACAAGCAUGCCCAAUGAGUUCCCGAACUUCCCAAGGCCAGUGGCGCCACACGGUGCUCAGAGGCAGCAGCAACCGUCUUGAGUGAGCUGAGUGCAAGGGUUCUUCUUCUUCCUUCUCAUAAUGAUACCUCAGCUUCCUCAUGGGGCCCUGUUUGAUGUGUAUGUAUAUUCGUUAUGUGUUGGUUUUUUGAGAAAAUUAGGUGAGAUUGCUCUUCCCGUGGGGUAAUGUGUAUGUAAGAGAGAGAGAGAGAGAGUUUUGAGUUGGAGCACAUUUUGUGAAGAAAUGCAUGACAUUUGAGAUGUAUGGUUGGCCUUUUGGUAGAGCAGGGGCUUCAUAUUUAUAUGUGUAUUUUAUUAGCUAGCAUUCAGUCCAUAUAUUUGUACAUUUAUUGAC
This is a messenger RNA of Amborella trichopoda, 1793 nucleotides long. RefSeq names its product chaperone protein dnaJ 10. The record is from RefSeq and is a predicted model, not a curated record. NCBI's taxonomy places the organism in Eukaryota, Viridiplantae, Streptophyta, Magnoliopsida, Amborellales, Amborellaceae.